UCUGGGUUCAAUUUUCCGACUUUACACUUUUUUUCCCUUUUUUUUCUUUCUCCCCCUUCACAGUGAAACAGCGUCUGUUGUGGACUCUGACAGCCAUCUGCCAACUGAGGGAAGCUGUCAUAGCAUGACUGACACUGUAAUCCAGGUUUCCCUCAUUUUUCCAAAUGGGGACAAGUACGAGGGCGAGUGUCGCAAGUCUGAAUCUGGAGAGCUGGUGAGAAGCGGCACAGGAAAACACACUUCAGCCAGUGGCAUCGUAUACACCGGAGAGUGGCAAGAGGACAAAAUGCUGGGCAAAGGGACCCUGCAGUUUCCCUCUGGGGCCGUGUAUGAAGGAGAGUUCAAAGACAACGCGUACAGCGGCUGGGGAACAUACACAUUUCCGGACGGCUCUAUGUACAAGGGCCAAUUUUACAAUGACAGGCUGGAGGGAGAGGGUACCUUCACUGACACACAAGGCCUGAAGUGGACUGGAGACUUCCACGGUGAAGCAGCACUUGGUCUCAAACUGAUGCACAACCUCUAGACAAAAAAAAAAACAAAAAAAAAAACAGACUAAAGAAUCAUUGUUCUAGAGCUAGACCACAUUAGGAAAACACUAACACUGAAAGUUGAUUAAACGUUCAAAUGUGAACAUCUCCAUUUCUUCAGUAAAACAAUAAAAUAUUGGAAAUCUUGA
Messenger RNA from Poeciliopsis prolifica (blackstripe livebearer), 679 nucleotides. Its product is annotated as MORN repeat-containing protein 2-like. Bases 125 to 526 code for a protein of 133 amino acids. Lineage: Eukaryota; Metazoa; Chordata; Actinopteri; Cyprinodontiformes; Poeciliidae. The record is from RefSeq and is a predicted model, not a curated record. The transcript is spliced from 5 exons.